AUGGACGAGAGAACGUUGAUCAGGAUUACAGCAGGACAGUACUCAUUCCUUGCAAAACUGGAAGAUGCGGCGCCCAACACCACCGCCGUCUUUCUAUCUAUGCUACCCUACCGACAGAAGUUGAUCCACGUUCGCUGGAGCGGUGAAGCACUCUGGAUCCCUUUGGGAGACCAGAAAUUUGGACUCGAAUUCGAAAAUCAUACCGCCCAUCCGUCGGCAGGCCAGAUCCUCUUCUACCCAGGCGGCUUCUCAGAGACCGAGAUACUUUUCUGCAAUGGCAACGUAGCAUUUGCCAGCAAGAUGGGCACCUUGGCUGCCAAUCAUUUUUUGACAAUCGUCGAGGGUGUCGAGCAUCUUCGCGCACUCGGCGAGCUUGUCCUGUGGCAUGGAGCGCAAGAUAUCACUUUCCAGAUUGCCGAUCGUCAGGCAUCUUCUCCAGAGGCCACGCAACCGGCGAAGGCGAAAAUGUAG
This is a messenger RNA of Zasmidium cellare ATCC 36951, 471 nucleotides long. RefSeq lists its product as uncharacterized. The transcript is spliced from 2 exons. Lineage: Eukaryota; Fungi; Ascomycota; Dothideomycetes; Mycosphaerellales; Mycosphaerellaceae. The coding region runs from base 1 to 471 and encodes 156 amino acids. The record is from RefSeq and is a predicted model, not a curated record.